Molecule: messenger RNA, 1047 nt
Organism: Debaryomyces tyrocola
Lineage: Eukaryota; Fungi; Ascomycota; Pichiomycetes; Serinales; Debaryomycetaceae
Source: the annotation of a GenBank genome assembly
AUGAGUAAACAAAUCGAAAGUGUUGACGAGUUGUUGAAGGGAAUUAUAACGUCCCUUAAUGUUACUAAAACAUCUAUUGACACAAUCCUGAAGGCCAGUGAUAGCGAAGGUGAAAGUUAUCCAGAUUUGAUCCAGAAUUUGUUACAGAAGUUAAACAUAGACAAACUUGAAGGGGUCUCAUUAUUAUCUUUAAAGAGUCAUUCGUUGUUAUCGUACUUGAAUAAUUUGGUAUUGAUUAUUUUGGCACAUGUAGAGAAAUUAAGUGAGGAAGAUGACAACAUAGAAGAUGCAAAAUUGAAGUCAAUCGCAAGUUCGAUCACACAAAGGGUUUGUUUAGAAAAAGGUAUUAAGCCCUUAGAGAAGAAGCUUAAUUAUCAACUAGACAAAAUGGUUAGAGCGUACAAUAGAAUGGAGGCGGAUGAAAGUCAGGCCAUAAAAACGGCACAAGAAAAUAACGAAAAUAACGAACAAGGCAAUGAUGAUGACGGUGAGUCAAGUGAAGAAGAAGAUGAUGCAUUAUCCUAUAGACCUGAUUCAGCAGCUCUUGCGAAAUUAACGCAAUCCAAAUCCAAAUCUUCUACAUCAAGAGAACCAAGAGAGGAGGAGGCUAGUGAAUCAGCUGAGAAAUAUAAGCCACCAAAGAUUUCAGCAAUGGCUCCACCAAAGGCAGACCCAACAGCCACCGGUUCGAAAACCAGUAACACUAGAAAACUUCAAAGUAUGGAAGAAUAUUUAAGAGAAAAUUCGGAUUUGCCACAACUAGAAAGUUCCAUCGGUUCUACUAUUGUAGAUAACGGAAGGCUGGGAGUGAAGACAGAUUUUGACAAGAAAAAGGAAAGAGAAAUUCAAAGAUACGAAGAAGAUAACUUUACCAGAUUGCCAAAUACCAUGACUAAGAAAUCAUUUCAUCAAAAGCAACGUGAUAUGGCCAAUACAUUUGCAGGUGAAGAUUGGUCGAUGUUCAAUAAUAGUAGAAAGCUUGAUGAAACAUCAAGAAAGAGAAAACCCGGAUCAGUCUGGGAUAAAGUGAAGAAAAGACGCUCAUAG